AUGGCGACGGCGGCUGCACUGAGGCGGCGGGGCCGGCGGGGCGGCGGGGAGGAGCUAGCAGCGGGCACAGCCGUGGCGGCGGCCUGUCCCGGUUGCUUGGCGGAGGCAGUGGUCCUGCCGCGCGGCCACUCGCUGGGUCGGUCCUGCGCCCCCCUCGCCGCCGAGGCGGGACCGGGCCCCGGGCCCGGGCCGCCCUCCGGGCCCUCCUGCUGCCCGCGCUGCGGCUGCCGCAGCAGCCGUCCCUCAGGCCGGGCCCGCCGCCGCCCCCGCCCCCGCCCCAGCGGCCUGGCCGAAGCCGAGCUGUGGGAGCGGCUCCACCGUGGCCGCCGCCGCCUCCGCCGCCUGGACGGGGACCCAGCCGGGGCCAGCCCUGGAGCCGGUGCUGCGGGAGCCGAGGAGCAGCGGGCCGCGGCCGCCGAGGAAGACUUUAUAUUCAGAGCACCAAUCAAAUUAAGUAAACCAGGGGAACUUCGAGAGGAGUAUGAAAGCCUAAGAAAGUUGAGGGAAGAAAAGUUAGAAGAGGAAAAAAGCUCUGAGGAUCUGAUUCACAAGCUGUUACUGGAGGACAUUGAAGCAGGGAAAAGGAGAAUGGAAGAACUGCAGAAAAAAGAUGAACCAUUAGUUCUCUGUCCUGAGCGCCUCUCAGAUUCAGAAAAUGAAGAACCUUCCCAGGGCAAGAUGACACAUCGUUCGGCAUUUGUUUCCAAGAGCAGCGUUUACUCCUUAGCUUUCCUGGCAGGAAACCUGAACUCCAGAGUGGAGAGGAGCCAGAGCUGUAAUGACACAGCCCAGGACAGAGCAAAAAGCAGAAUUCGAUCAGUUCCCAGCAGUAAAGCAAAGGUCACAGCAGUGACUCCAGCCUCCAACUCCAUUGUUGGUGUUCUCUUGUCAACCCAAAACAACCGCUGCCUCUCAGCCCCUGAUCUGACUGUGGAAAAGCGUCUACCAUUCAGCUCCCUAUCAUCCCUGUCCUCCUUACAUAAGCCAGAGCGAUCUAUUAGUCCUGAGAGCAAUGAUAGCAUCUCAGAAGAACUGAAUCAUUUCAAACCCAUUGUCUGCUCACCAUGUACCCCUCCCAAGAGACUCCCUGAUGGCAGAGUACUCAGCCCACUGAUCAUCAAAUCGACACCCAGAAAUUUGACCAGAACCUUACAGAAGCAGACCUCUUACGAGGCUAGCCCACGGAUUCUCAAGAAGUGGGAACAGAUCUUCCAGGAGCGGCAGAUCAAAAAGACCUUUUCAAAAGCAACUCUUACUUCCAUGCCUUCUGAAACAGGGGAAGACUUCCUCAUUCCUGAAGUUGUCCAUUCCAGCAAGGAGCAACCAGGAUUGGCUUUACAUGUAAGACUCUUCAGUGAGCAAGUUAGCUCAGAUCAUCCAACACUUGUCAUCCCAGAGCCGGAAUAUUUUCCCUCAAUUAGUCAAGGGAAGGUAGAAAGGGCAGUUGGUAAGAAGAGCAGUGCCAAGAUCCUGUUGGAAACUGACUAUUCCUUGGAAUCCAAAGGGAGAGCAAAUGGAGCUCUUUUGGACAGUCAGGGGUUUGAGGGAUCUGAGACGAGCACAGACUCUGACCUAGACAAAUCAUGGAUGAGCACUGAUAUGAAAGUCACCACAAGGAAAAUUAUGGCUGUUAAUCCAGCACUGCCUGAGAACAGCACACUUGGUGUGGUUCUCAAAACCACAAAAAAGCAGCUGAAAACACUGAACCAUUUUGAGCUGCCCAAUGGCACCUGUGAUAUGAUGGAAGCUAUCAGUGAUGCGCCACUCCCUCCCUUGCGUCGUGGCCGGAAAAGACACUGUAAGACCAAGCACUUAGAGCAGAAUGGCUCCUUUAAGAAACUAAGACAAAGUGUAGGGGAAGUGGGCCUGACCCCUGGGGACCCAGUAUUUCAAGAGAUGGAGCAGAAGCUACAGCAGGAAGAGGAAGAUCGGCAGCUGGCACUUCAGCUCCAGCACAUGUUUGACAAUGAGAGUAGGACAGUGAGCAGGCGGAAAGGAGGUGUUGAUCAGUACCUCCUACGGUCCAGCAGCACUACGGGUGCCAAGUAGCACUUAUGAACAAUGUUGCCUUUUUCCUAGAGGCCAAUAGGUUCAAUCAGAGAUCCUUGAGUCCACUUUUUCGCUUAGGCUGAGUGAUGAAAACACCUUGAUUAUGGAUCUGAGCCAGGGCCUUUUAGUCACAGUCAAAGGGAUUCCUUAUCCCUGCCCCUCUUCCAUGAUCAAGUCCUUUCAAGUAGGGAGCCCUCCAUACUGUAAACAGUCCAGAGGGUGUUUGGGGCCAAAGCUGGCAGGGCCUGAUUGGUCUGAGCCUUGGGCUGGCCAUUUUCAGGAGCUUGUGGCCAGAGUUUGCAAUUCCUCCCCUUCUCUAUGCCCCGCAACUUCUCUCUCUCUAUUUUAAAAACGAGUGAAGAAAAUGGGUUAGCUUUGUGGAAACUAUAAGACCACCCAAUUCAUCCUGGCUUUGUUUAAACCAACCUUGCAGAUAGAAUGAAUACUGUCCUGAACAGUUAAUUGAUAAUUUAUUUCUCUUUGACCUUGAAACUCAUAAUUUUAAAUUCCCCUCCCUCCUGUCAUCUCCUUCCCUCUCCCAUCCCCAAAAGUAUAUCUUUCUAAUUGAGUUGGCUCUGGGUAAUUCUAAAAUAUCAGUAGCAAACAUUUUUUUAGGCACUACUAUAUACAGAACACUGUGUUUUAGCUAGGGAAGAUGGAAAGUUUAGAGAGAUGGUCCUUAUCCCUCAAUGACCUUAUAAUCAUGUAGGACUGGAUAAAAUUAAUUUGUAUUCCCUUUACACAUAAACUAGUGAUUUCAUAGCAUCCAGGGAGCAGCAAGAAUUAGCUAAGAAUCAUUCACAAUUAAGCACUGAGAGUGAGUAUGAAAAAUCUACUGGCCUCACAGCCUUCCCAGCCUCCAGGUUACCUGUCUAUAAGUUGAGAGCCAUUCUCACUGACUCCAUAGCACUUGGUUCUCUGCAAGGUUGAUUUAACUUAGACUUUUAAAUAAGAAUACUGUGUCAAAAUCAGACAACUGUAUUUAUUGAGCACUCAUUGUGAACCAUUGAAACAAAGAAGUUGAUUAGGCUAUAACCAAGAAUUCUGAUAUCUGUGACCCUUUAGGGGUCUGUUUUUCUCUAAAGCACUGUACUACAUCUCCUUCCUCAUAGUAGCCAGUAUUUUUUCCCUUCAGGGCUCACCCAAGCUUAGGGAUUAGUGUUCUUUCAGGUCAUCUUAGAGGACUUUGUUUUCCCUAUAUACAUACAAGGUGUGACUUCUAAGUAAUGCAACUGAUAUUUAAAAAACUAACAUGUCCAAAAAUAUCUUUAUCCUCUUCAAAACAACUUCUUUGGGAUGCUGGUUUUGCUCAAUAUUUUCUGGAACUCUUUUUUGGAAAUUGCCUUCAGGUUCUAUAGAAGAUACUCCUCCCCCCCACCCCCCACCCCGGUCCUCAUGGUUGCCAUAUCUUCAUUCUUUGAGAAUGGAUUUUUGUCUUUGGAAAUAGUUAAAAGUCACCAUAUACAGCCAAAUGUGGUAAAUAAGGUAUGUGGUCAAGUUGAAUAAUCACCUGUUCAGAUUACAUAUGAGGUAAUACUAAGAAAGGAAUGAGAUUGAUCUUUUUGAGUGGCUUGAAAAUUAGCCCUGAAGGUCUCAAGAGUUGUGGCAAUUUCACUGGAAUAAUUGUAUAGCCUUUCAGAGGGAUUAGGUUUAAGGACAUUACUCAUUUGGAUGGCUAAGUUCUAGUAUAAUAGUUUUUUUAAAAUCAGUUUUAUUACUUUGUGGUCAUGCUUUGUAUGAUCUAGGUCCAACUAGUCACUAGUGACAUGAUGCCUUUUUAAAGACUACCUGAGUGACAGUGUCCAUGAUGAAAUAGUUAGAAGUGGUCUGGAAAGGACAGAAAAGUGGCCCUUCCCUCUUCCCUUACAACCCCCACACCCAAUACACACAUAUACUUAGAAAAAGCCAUCAAUUACUGCCAUUAGUAUACUUCCAGUCUGCCAUUUGUAAGUAUUAAUGGAAGGUUAACUCUGUUGGUAGCAGCAAAGACACACUUAUUUUUCCGUUUUAUCACUUCCUUCUAUAUGUCCAAGAAUCUGAAAACACUUUUCAGUUGGGACUCACUUUUGUUUAAAAAAAAAAGGAGAAAAAACUAAAAAGAUAAAAAGAAAAUAUUUUUAAUAGAUAAAGCUAUAUAUUUUCAAUAUUUCCCUGAAUCAACACUCUCAUUUUUAGAAAUCUCAUAGCAUUGACAACAGAUUUUGGCUCUAGCCAGCAAAGCUAUUUCCUGUUAAGCCAAUGCCUCAGGCCCUGGUGUGGUCUCCCAGUCUGGUACUUAGAAUGGCAUUGGCCAUCAUCAACGGUUUGGGAAACAACUGCUGAGGAGAGUUCCCCACAUUUAAGUAGAGUGGUAUCACUUGAGGAACAGAUUAUAUUCCCUAUAUCUGCUUAGCUUGGGGGGUGGGGGUGGGGGAGGGACAUGGGAAGAACACAACAACCACAGACCCUGUCUCAGUAUUGUCUGUAUUUUACAUUGCUCUCUACCUUUUAAAAAAAGUUCCUUGGAAGCCGAAGCUUGAACUAUUUCUUUUCUGAAACUUGCCCCUCAUUCACUUGACUGGUUUAUUGUGGAUUUGCAUCAAAAUCGAGUUGCUAGUCCGAACUCUCUUUUAACAAAAUGAAAAGCCAGACAGAAGAUGGGGAACUUUGUGAACCAGAAAUGAAAAAGUACACUUCAACAGAAAUCUGUUUUUUACAAAUCAGCAGGGCUCAACUCAUCAUGCAAGUUUCCCUCUGCCUUUAACUCUACUUCUGAUUGGGGGUAGGGGAUGAUUUUGAUUAGAAGUCCAGAAAAUCUGAGACUUGCAAAAGGUGCCUCACUGGCCAAAACUGGGAAGAUACUUGGGGAGAGUACCCAUGACCUGUUGAUUGUAUAUGUUGGAAGAAGUCAUUUAGAGCCCUGUUGGGCUGUCAUUGAAUCAGGCAAUUAUGUGUUCUGUCACUUGCCCAGUUCUUUGGUCUCUCUACGUUUUCUUUCCCUAAGCCAGGCAGGCAGACCUGUAUGAAGCAACUUGAUUUUCUUCAUACCCUGAGGGGAAAAAUUCCUGAUACAUGCCAUCUCCAGAUAUAUGUUAAUUGGACCCAAAGGAAAAUUGCCUUUCUUUGAUUUCAGCUGCUCAAUUGUUAUCUAACUGAAUCCCAAUGACUAAGACAGAGAGCCAACAUUUUGCCUGGGUGACACAGUGAUGACUGAAGGUUAUACUCUUCAGCUUUUGAAUGUAUUUGUGACCAGAGGGUUUGUGGAUCAUCUUAGGGGAAAGUCCGUUCUUUCAUAGGAGUGAUCCUGAAUGGGUCAGUUAAGGACAUUAUAUGGCGCUUUGCACAUAGUAGGUGCACAAUAAAUAUUUGCUUUGAUUCUGUUUGGAAGCUUC
Trichosurus vulpecula (common brushtail) is the source of this 5420-nucleotide messenger RNA. It is a transcript of the gene RNF169, whose product is annotated as ring finger protein 169. Bases 1 to 2049 code for a protein of 682 amino acids. Gene Ontology annotation, cellular component: site of double-strand break; nucleus. The record is from RefSeq and is a predicted model, not a curated record. Gene Ontology annotation, biological process: double-strand break repair. Lineage: Eukaryota; Metazoa; Chordata; Mammalia; Diprotodontia; Phalangeridae. The transcript has 6 exons. Gene Ontology annotation, molecular function: ubiquitin-protein transferase activity; nucleosome binding.